AUGGCACGAUUCAGUUGCUUGUUGAUCAAAUUUUUCGUUCUGUUUUGGCUCGUUUGCGCGGCGGUUUGCGCCAGCCAGAGGACCCACCACAAGCGGGACAUUCACAGGAUUAUACUCCAGGAGAGGUCUCCGAGGGGCCAUAAGAAGCACGGGGUUUACGGGCAUGCUCACAGCAAGAAGAAAGGGCAUAAAAGUAAGAUAAGAAACAACAGCGAUGAAUCGAAUUCGAGCAGUUAUGAGGAUAGUGUAAGCGAAGAAACCAGCUUCGAAUUGAUACCCCAAAGACACAAAACGCAGAAGAAACAGAGCCACAGAAAACCGAAGAAAAUACACCAACGUCACCCUACUAAUCUAGAUAUUGAAGAAACCAGGUUGCAUUCGUAUAGAGAAGAACUACUUCCGUUCUCCAACAGCGAUUGGGUACCACUUCAAAUACCUCCAGAACAUCAUCAAAUUCACCACAGGGAGAAGGACAGGAGGAGCAAGAGGAAGCCGAAGAAACAUUCGCACAACAAAAGCAAACCCUACAGACUCGAAUCCACUACUUACAUUCCUUUAACGUUCGACAGCUCCACGUUGUACCCUCCUAUAGACGUUCUCUCCAGUUUCGCCAGUUUGAAUAAAAACAUCAUGCAAACGAACCCUUCGAUUCUAUCGACCUUCGAACACACCACCGCGAAGGAUUCCGGCGGUAAAAUGAGCAAUCACAAAUCGGGCUACGAUGUUACAGAACACCAGCCCAGCGAUCUGAGCGAAUUGAUCCUGGUACCGGACAAAACCGAUUACGAGAUGAAUUUCGGAUCGACCGGCAAGUACGAGUUUAAGGACUCGAAAAAUCGAGGCGGUUUUUAUAGGGGUAGAACUAAGUACUGA
Messenger RNA from Phyllotreta striolata, 873 nucleotides. The record is from the annotation of a GenBank genome assembly. NCBI's taxonomy places the organism in Eukaryota, Metazoa, Arthropoda, Insecta, Coleoptera, Chrysomelidae.